Schistosoma bovis is the source of this 2078-nucleotide messenger RNA. Lineage: Eukaryota; Metazoa; Platyhelminthes; Trematoda; Strigeidida; Schistosomatidae. The record is from the annotation of a GenBank genome assembly.
CAGGAGUUAAUAUGGAAGUUCACUUUACGAUAGUGUCGAAGUUUUCUGUUGUAGAAUGUUUCGGUAAUUGAAGUGGAAGUACUUGGACAGCGAAGUUGGUCAGAUAUUUCAAUUAAGUAGUGAAAUGAUGAUGUUUUUCAUAAGUAGACGAUAAUGUGCUAUCAAUUAUAUCAAUAUGCAAGAAUUCAUCGACGUUAUUUCAUUCCUUUUCUUCAUAUUACCAUUUGUCUAGGUGUAUUAUUGCCUUUAUUAUUAUGUGAAUCCGAACUACAUCGAGUUGUUUUCAUUGAACAGGAUGUCAUUCAUUUCAUAUGCUUUUUUACCUUUCUCGGUAUUUCGCUUAUUACUUAUGGUUUGACAAGUUGCAUUGAUCCAGGCUAUCUGACUGCUGAAAAGGCUAGAUGGUUUCGACAUCGACGUGGUCAUAUCUCGUUAGCUAGUGAUUCUGGUGAUGAAAGACCUAUGUAUGUUAAUGAAUACGAUACCGAUAUAAAUUAUAAGAAAUUGACAUUAGACCAGAAUCAUUCACAGUUAGAAUCAUGCUUUCAACGUAAACGUGAUCGCUCUGAAACUCAAUGUACAAUCGAAGAAAAUAACACUGUUCAAACAAAACCAAAUAAAUUCUCUAUGAAUUUGAAAAAGGAUUGGCCAAAUAAUUUAUGCUCUAAAAUGAAUGCAGAUUGUGAAGUUCUGGUUAAUUUAUCUAUUCCUGUAAGAUUCUGUAAUCAUUGUCUUCUAGAGCAACCAUUGCGUUGUCGUCAUUGUCCAGAUUGUAAUCGCUGUGUAUUGAAGUUUGAUCAUCAUUGUCCAUGGGUUGGGAAUUGUAUUGGGGAACGAAAUCAUUCUGCGUUUGUUGUAUUUUUAUUCUGUCAAACUAUUUCAAUUUGGUGGUGUUUAUAUUAUUGUUGGUGUUCAUUGGUUGAAGCAUCAAAAUGGAAUAUUUGGUUCAAGAACAACAGUAUGUUCUUAUUUUUUAUAAUAAUGCUUAUUAUUUGUGGAGUACCGGUUACUGUAAUACUUGGAUUUCAUAUCUAUUUAGCUUUAGUCAAUAAAACAACAUGGGAAACAGUAGCGCAUGAUCGUAUCACUUAUUUACAGAGUUUAAAAUCUGAUGAAAAUCCUUUCAACCAAGGUUUCUUAUGGAAUUGUUAUGCUUUUUGUUGUUCUCGUCAUCCAUACGGUUGGGAUCGUAUUUAUGCUAAUUCUGCUGAACGAUGUACAGCAACUAGUACCAAUACGAAUACUGCCAGUUCAAUCAAUUUAAAUGAAUCCAAUAAUAAUAAUAAUAAUAAUAAUAAUAAUAAUAAUAAUAAUAAUAAUAAAAAUGUGCUUGUAAAUGUCCCAACUAAUACAGUCAUGACUGUGUGAAUCGAAUCACUGAAAUUUUUGUUUAUAUUCAUUUACUUGUAUACUGGCGUUCGCAUAAUUAACUGCUGUGUUUAUUUUUUUAAAGAAAAUCUUUUGAACACAUACAAAUAUAUCUAUGUAUUAUUUAAGAAUCUCAACUAUACUAUUUUUUUCCUUUUACUUGUUAUACACUGUUUUCUCAUCCAAUAAAUAUAUCACUUAUAGUUUUUAUAUAAUUAGUGACUGUUGUCUACAGUACUAAUUUUCUCCUCUCACCGGUGUGUUUAUAUAAUUCUACAUUAUUCACUUUGACCUAUAAAUUUGCUUUUUGUUUUGUUAUAAAAUUUUUCUUGUUCUAUUUUUCUUCGUUUUUUUUCUUUUAUUCUGUUUAUCGGAAAAUUUUUCUGUUUUGAUUUAAAAUGCUUUUUAAAUAAAGCAUUAACAUUGAGCUGAUAUUAGUCAGUGUUGUGUUCCUAUGUUUGUUUCUAUGUAUAGCUGUUUCUCUUGUUAACUGUUUAAUGUUUGCACACAAGAAAUAAUAUAUAUCUUUUGAAAAAAAAAUAACCAAAUUUCUUUUCUCUUGAGUUAACUUCAUUACUAAUGAAUACAACAUAAAUGCUCAUUUUUGAAUAUUAAAGAGUUUAGAUACAUAUAGAAUCAAAUUUAUAAGUUAUAUGUGUAUAGUUUAAAGAUGAAACAACUUGGUGUCUUCUGUCAAGUUGAAAAUCUCA